Molecule: messenger RNA, 5601 nt
Organism: Leptonychotes weddellii (Weddell seal)
Lineage: Eukaryota; Metazoa; Chordata; Mammalia; Carnivora; Phocidae
Source: RefSeq, a predicted model, not a curated record
CUUUAGCACCUCCCACUUCUCCUCUCUUUAUAGCCGUCCUUUCUCUCUGAAAUCUCAGGUUACUUGACUGGGAGUUCUCAGACCUCCAGUUUCAGUCCUGCCCUCAGCCUCCAGUCGGUGAGAGACACCCAGCCCCAGCAAUUGGAUUGGGCAGCCCGUCUUGAGACACCACUGUGCUGAGUGCUUGAGGACGUGUUUCACCAGAUGGUUGGGGUUAGUGUGUGUCAUCACAUUCGAGUGGGGAUUAGGAGCAGGAAGCCUGCCUUGCUGGAGCUGUGUGGUCUCCUCCAAGUGAGAGCGGCAGGCAAGGAAACUACUUUGCUUUUGGAAGAAGAAGAGGAGGAAUUCAUUUUCUGCAGCCACAAGAAAGGCAGUUUUUUCAGGUGCUGACGGCCAUCCACCACCGUCUGAAGAAGGUGAUUUUGGUAGAUGACAUGCAGGUUCUCCACGACAGAGUAAUUGCAGAAAAUCUUCAAAGGACCCCAUCUGCCGAUGUUCUGAAUACCUCUGAGUACAGAAAUUGAUUCUUCAACCAGGAUACCUAAUUCAAGACCUGCAGAAACCAGGAGGCUGAGACAGUCUGUCGGUCUCGCGACAUUGGACCAAACACAAUGAAGUAUUCUUGCUGUGCUCUGGUUCUGGCUGUCCUGGGCACGGAGCUGCUGGGGAGCCUCUGUUCGACUGUCAGAUCCCAGAGGUUCAGAGGACGGAUUCAGCAGGAGCGAAAAAACAUCCGACCCAACAUUAUUCUUGUGCUCACUGAUGAUCAAGAUGUGGAGCUGGGGUCCCUGCAAGUCAUGAACAAAACAAGAAAGAUUAUGGAGCACGGGGGGGCCACCUUCACCAACGCUUUUGUGACCACCCCUAUGUGCUGCCCCUCCCGGUCCUCCAUGCUCACCGGAAAGUAUGUGCACAACCACAACGUCUACACCAACAAUGAGAACUGCUCCUCACCUUCAUGGCAGGCGAUGCACGAACCUCGGACUUUUGCUGUAUAUCUUAACAACACUGGCUACAGAACAGCCUUUUUUGGAAAAUACCUCAAUGAAUAUAAUGGCAGCUACAUCCCUCCUGGAUGGCGAGAAUGGCUUGGAUUAAUCAAGAAUUCUCGUUUCUAUAAUUACACUGUUUGUCGUAAUGGCAUCAAAGAAAAGCAUGGAUUUGAUUAUGCAAAGGACUACUUCACAGACUUAAUCACUAACGAGAGCAUUAAUUACUUCAAAAUGUCUAAGAGAAUGUAUCCCCAUAGGCCCAUUAUGAUGGUGAUCAGCCACGCUGCGCCCCACGGCCCCGAGGACUCGGCCCCACAGUUUUCAAAACUGUACCCCAAUGCUUCCCAACACAUAACCCCUAGUUAUAACUAUGCACCAAAUAUGGAUAAGCACUGGAUUAUGCAGUACACGGGACCCAUGCUGCCCAUCCACAUGGAAUUUACAAACGUUCUACAUCGCAAAAGGCUUCAGACUUUGAUGUCAGUGGACGAUUCUGUGGAAAGGCUGUAUAAUAUGCUCGUGGAGACGGGGGAGCUGGAGAACACUUACAUCAUUUACACCGCCGACCACGGUUACCAUAUUGGGCAGUUUGGACUGGUCAAGGGGAAAUCCAUGCCAUAUGACUUUGAUAUCCGUGUGCCUUUCUUUAUUCGUGGUCCAAGUGUAGAACCAGGAUCCAUAGUCCCACAGAUCGUUCUCAACAUCGACCUGGCCCCGACGAUCCUGGACAUCGCUGGGCUCGACACGCCUCCCGAUGUGGACGGCAAGUCCGUCCUCAAACUUCUGGACCUGGAAAAGCCGGGUAACAGGUUUCGAACAAACAAGAAAGCCAGAAUUUGGCGUGAUACAUUCCUCGUGGAAAGAGGGAAGUUUUUACGUAAGAAAGAAGAAUCCAGCAAGAAUAUCCAACAGUCAAAUCACUUGCCCAAAUAUGAGAGGGUCAAAGAAUUGUGCCAGCAGGCCAGGUACCAGACAGCCUGUGAACAGCCUGGGCAGAAGUGGCGGUGCAUCGAGGACACCUCCGGCAAGCUUCGAAUUCACAAGUGUAAAGGAUCCGGGGACCUGCUCACGGUCCGGCAGAGCACGCGGAACCUCUACUCUCGAGGCUUCCCCGACAAGCACAAAGAAUGCAGUUGCGGAGAGUCCGGUUAUCGUGCGGGCAGAAGCCAGAGGAAGAGUCAAAGGCAGUUCCUGAGAAACCAGGGGACCCCGAAGUACAAGCCCAGAUUUGUCCAUACCCGGCAAACACGUUCCUUGUCAGUCGAAUUUGAAGGCCAAAUAUAUGACAUAAACCUGGAAGACGAGGAAUUGCAAGUGUUGCGACCGAGAAACAUUGCCAAGCGCCAUGAUGAGGGCCACAGGAGGCCCGGAGGUGCCCAGGCUGCCGGCGACGGGGACGUGAUGCGGGCAGACAGAGACAAUGCCCUGGGCCUGCCCACCUCCGUCCGAGUGACUCACAAGUGCUUUAUUCUUCCGAAUGAUACAAUCCACUGUGAGAGAGAACUGUAUCAAUCGGCCAGAGCCUGGAAGGACCACAAGGCAUACAUCGAUAAAGAGAUUGAAGCCUUGCAAGACAAAAUUAAGAAUUUAAGAGAAGUGAGAGGACACCUAAAAAGGAGAAAGCCGGAGGAAUGUGCCUGUAGCAAACAGAGCUAUUAUAAUAAAGAAAAAGGUGUAAAAAAGCAAGAGAAGGUGAAGAGUCAUCUCCACCCAUUCAAGGAAGCUGCUCAAGAAGUAGACAGCAAGCUGCAGCUUUUCAAGGAGAACCGUAGGAGGAAGAAAGAGAGGAAGGAGAAGAAACGCCAGAGGAAGGGGGAGGAAUGCAGCCUCCCUGGCCUCACCUGCUUCACCCACGACAACAACCACUGGCAGACGGCCCCGUUCUGGAACUUGGGAUCUUUCUGUGCCUGCACGAGUUCUAACAACAACACCUACUGGUGUUUGCGUACAGUUAACGAGACGCAUAAUUUUCUUUUCUGUGAGUUCGCCACUGGCUUUUUGGAGUAUUUUGAUAUGAACACAGAUCCUUAUCAGCUCACAAACACAGUGCACACGGUGGAACGGGGCAUUUUGAAUCAGCUACACGUACAACUCAUGGAGCUCAGGAGCUGUCAAGGAUACAAACAGUGCAACCCAAGACCGAAGGGCCUGGAAGUUGAGGACAGUUAUGGGAUGGAUGGGAAGGUUAAUCCGCCCGGCCUCUCUGCAGAUGUCAACUGGCAAGGUCUGGAGGAUUUAUACAGAGUGAACAAAAGUGUCUACGAGUACAGACAACACUAUCCACUUAGUCUGGCUGACUGGACUAAUUACUUGAAGGAUGUAGAUAGAGUAUUUGCACUGCUGAACAGCCACCAGGAGCAAGACAAAACAAAUAAGACUGCAACUGCUCAAAGUGAUGGGUCCCUGGCUGGAUCUGCAGAGCUCUCGGCGCCGGUAGAGAGAGCUUCCGCGGAGUCAGAUGAGGACCCGAGUCCUACGCUUGGGGAAGCGCCUUAUUGGACCUGGCCGGCUGACCUUCGAACCCUGCCUUUGAACCAACCAACAUUCAGUCCAGAGACGAAACUUGAAUGGAACAACGACAUUCCCGAAGUGAGUCGUUUGAAUUCUGAACACUGGAGAAAUCAUAAAACUGACACGUGGACGGAGCACGAAGAGAGAAAUCAUCUUGCAAGCGAUCUUAGCGGCAACGGCCUCACAAAGCUGAUGGUGCCUCCCAGGCCCCGGCUGCAGCAGGAAUUUCCCCGGGGGGGCGGGCCAGGCGAGGAUGUUUUUGAUCUUCUUCCCCGGGGGGCCGGGCCAGGCGAGGAUGUUUUUGAUCUUCUUCCCCGGGGGGGCGGUCCAGGCGAGGAUGUUUUUGAUCUUCUUCCCCGGGGGGGCCGUCCAGGUGAGGAUGUUUUUGAAGAUCAGCUGCAUCUUCCUGCGCAUGCUGAUGUGGAUUCCAUUCAUCAGACGAUCAAUACGUCUGCCAGGGAGCAGCCAACCAACUCCAGCAGCGAGAAGAGGAUGUUGAACAAGGCGAAGAAUCACAAGACGGGGAGCUUACAGAGUCUCGAAGGCAGUGCCUCCUUUCCACUCUCCUCCGAUUAGCUGAAAUUGUGACCUUACCCCAAACACAGUAUUUUUUUUUUUAACUUUUUAUUAGUAAACUAAUAAAGGCGAUCACGACAGCGAACAUUCUAAGCUACCCUAGGCACACAGACGCAGGAGUUAGGGCGCAGGUCAGCAGGAGGCACACAGGGACUCGGUGUUGGAAUUCACGAUUGGUCCAGAAUAGAAAGAAAGGUUGACUCGUGUUUGUUUGUUUGUUUGUGGGGAGACUAAAACAGUAUUAUCUUUUGAAAGUGAUAGGGAUAUGCCUAUCCAAAUAUUAUCCAAUCAAGAUGGCUAGAAUUGUAACUUUCUGGGUUUCUAAAACUUGACCUCCUCCAUGAAUUUUUCAGCACACUUUCCACUGCCCGCCUAAUGUGGUUUUGAUUCCUUUUUUAACCACUGGAACUUUUCAGUGCCAUCACCUUCAAUGAUUUUGCACUUUGAGAUCAGAAUACCAUGUCUGUUCGGUUAGUCUUUUUUUUUUUUCUUCCCAUAGGCUUUCCAUAGUCUCACUCCUUGCUCUCAGUGUGACCACGGGAAGUAGACCCCAAGAAUGACACACAGUAUGGAUGACAUAUUGUUCAGCAUACGCUUUUGCCAGAAGACAUUGCAUGCGUUUUCCUCGACUUGCUAAACUUGAUUAGCAGAAAGGCAUGGCUAACGAUGUUGGCAGUAAAAAUAAAUAAAUCAACAAAACCAAGAUUGUCUGCUUUCUCUGUGCCUAGCCUCAAAGUGUUCAUCAUAUGCUUCAGAUUGCAAAAUUUUUAUUAUUUUAUUAACAGGAUAAAAGGACUGAAGACUUUUUUUUUGCUCAUCUUCGUUUUCUUGACCUGCCUAGUAAGGUCAAGUUUUGAGAAGAUAUGCUUAGUUUUGAAUUUAUAUAAGAAAUCUUUUUCAAUAAAACAAACUCACAAAUGUUUCAUAUUUUAAACACACCAUAUGUGUUAUAUGAUCAUUUUUAAGGCCUUCACCAAGUUCUGAUUUUUUUAAAGACAUAAUUCAAGACUGCUUUUGAAAUUCUGUAUUCUUAAAAAUAUUCUUGUUAUGUAUUAGAUUUUUAAAUACCAGCAAAAGGAUUACCUCAUUGAGAAUUAUCAGUACCCUAGCCAACUUCCCAAGAAGGUUUUUUUUUAGCUUAACAGUGAUUUUCUUUUUAUUUUUAGAUCACUCAAAUGCAUAGGUAAAUUAUGUUUUCUUUAAGUGUUUAAGGUAAACUCUUUUAAAGAAAAUUUAAUAUGUUGUAGUUGAAUCUUUGAUAACUUUAAGUCUUUAUCAUAGACUCUGUACAUAUGUUAAAAUUAACUAGCUCUUUAUCAGAUGUGUGUGUCACCAGCUGAAUGACAGAAGAAACAUAUUUAUGGUCAUGAAUGAUGUGCUUUGUAAAAAGGUUUCAAGUUAUUAGGAAGCGUACUGUGUUUUUUAAUCUUGUGUAAUAUUCUGUGAUACUUUUAUAGAACAAUUCUGGCUUCGGGAAAGUCUAGAAGCAAUAUUUCUUGAAAUAAAAGGUGUUUAAAUUUUA